AUGACACAGGCAAUCCAGACUUUGUUGAAGUUUUUAGAGGAUUGGGAAAAAAUGCAUAGUAAUGUAAAAAUUCAAAAUGUUUCUACUCCGAAAAAUUCCACAAAAAAGAAUUUAGUGCCUAACCAAACACCUCAAAAUCCAUCAACUCCAAAAAAUCUUAACCUUAACAAAACGACUCCUAAAUCUAAAUCCAAAAAGAGGGACUUUCCUAUCUCUUCUAGCUCUAUAUCGGGCUUUAAAGUUACUUUACGAGCAGCAUUAGAGAUUUCGUCAGAGUUGCAUAAAAAUUACGGUUAUGAAUACCUUUUAACUUCUCGUCUCACUCAGGAUAAUCUCGAGAGAUUGUUUUCAAUUAUGAGGUAUUCUUGUGGGUCUAAUGAUCAUCCAACUCCCCAGCAGUUUGGCCAAGUGUUUCGUCUAUACUGUUGUAAUGCUAUGAUCAAACCUCCGAAAGGCACAAAUGUGACUGGUGUUGAAUUACUACAGACUCUCAUGAAAACAAAAGAUACAUUAGAAACGUCUCGUGAACCUAGAGUAGAGUGGUUGAAAAAAAUUGAUCAGAUGUUGGAAAACGCUGUACCAAUUGAUGAUCUUUGGAACAAUAACUCAUCCAACAAUGUUUCUGAUAUUGCUGACAGUGAAGAAGGCCUAAAUAAUCAAUCUCAAGAAGCGUCGAUUGAUUUAAACAGCUCUGAACAGUCUACUCAAUUAACCCUUAGAACUGAUGGAUGCCUGGAAGAUCAUGACUACGAUGUUGUAUCGACAAGUAAGGAAGUUCAAGCUUACAUGGCUGGUUACAUUGUAAGGAAAUUAAAAUUAAAGUGCAAGUGUUUAUUAUGUCUCAACACUCUUCAAUUAUCUGACAAUGAGUUGAACAGCCGUGACCGUUUCAUUGAUUUAAUGGAAAAAUAUGGAGGACUAUCAAGAGCGAGUGAUGAUUUGUUUAAAUUAACUGAACAAUUAGAAGCUGCUUUCUUGGAUGUUGUUGGCAGAGUAGGACUUAGUCGUGGAAUUAUUUAUAAAAUAUUAGAUAGAAUUGAAACUAAAUUACCUAAAUUAUCGUUCGUGGGUUGUGCGAUUCAUCAACUCGAAAUAACAAAAAAUAUUAUCGAUUUUUACGUCACGAUGCGGUUACAUUUUCUUGGGAGAACGUUCAACAAAAGGAAUCAAUUGAAAAGAGAAAAAAUGAAAGCAUUAAAAAAAACAUCUAAGCUUGUGACCUAA
Molecule: messenger RNA, 1224 nt
Organism: Cotesia congregata
Lineage: Eukaryota; Metazoa; Arthropoda; Insecta; Hymenoptera; Braconidae
Source: the annotation of a GenBank genome assembly